Messenger RNA from Spodoptera litura, 6361 nucleotides. Its product is annotated as protogenin. Gene Ontology annotation, biological process: cell-cell adhesion. Gene Ontology annotation, molecular function: protein binding. Lineage: Eukaryota; Metazoa; Arthropoda; Insecta; Lepidoptera; Noctuidae. The record is from RefSeq and is a predicted model, not a curated record.
AGCGGGCUGCGCCGUACGUGUCCACGCAGCCCGCUAAUCGAAAAAUUCCGAGUGUUGUGCAAAUGCUUGUGUUUUUAUGGCGGUCACAUUACUACGAGUGUUGGUGCUGGGUGUGAUCGCGGCGGCUGCCGACGAUGUGCCGAUAACGUGGUUGUCGUCACCGCGCGCGUCCGUGCCGUGCGUGGUGCCGGACGCGGGCCGGAUCCCGGCGCGGCGGCCCCCACCCCCCCUCGAGGCUGAAGACAAGCCCCGACCGAAGCCCUACGUCUGGAAGAAGGGCGAUGAAGAUGUUAAACGGGUACUAAGUAAUGGUACUCUUGAAGUGUCGAAGAAGAAGGAUGGGAGCUCCGAGGGAGUGUACCAGUGCACCGUCAGGCACCAUGCUGGCCUGGUGCUCGGGUACCCCGUCCACGUCAAGUUUGCAUAUUUAGACAAGCAGUUCUCGGUGCACCCCGAGAAUGCGACGGUGUGGCGAGGCCAGCCGACCGUGCUGAACUGCGCCAUCAGCUCAGGCCCUGACGCCACCCUCUCCUGGCAGAAGGAUGGAGAACCUCUGCCUGAUAGUAAUAGAUAUCAUUUACUAAAUAACCAACUACUAAUAACGGACGUGACAGAUGAAGAUGCAGGAUUGUACAGAUGUAAAGCAACGAACUCUCACGCGAACAGAACGAGAGUCAGUCAUGGAGGUAGACUGCAAGUUGAGGAGUACCCUGCAGACCUGGAGCCUGGGAUGCUCCCGGUGCAUGACCAGAGGGACAUAGCUGUUCCAGCAGGCGGGACCUUGGUGAUGCCAUGUCCUGUUACAGGAUGGCCACGGCCAAGACUAAUAUGGCAGUUCUCUCAGCCUGGCGAGAGGACGAGUGAGCUGGAGGAGACGGAUGAGGUCCUCAUACGGAAGCAUGUGGACCUGCAGCAGGAGGGAGUUUACACCUGCAGUGUUGAAGGCAAUAGUGAUCUGUUCAAGACCUUCAACGUAACCAUAACAGAACCAGUCAAGAUCACGGUGCCACCCAUCUCGAAGCAGACCAUCAGAGCCGGCACCGUCCGGUUCAACUGCACCGCUGUUGGGAGACCAGCCCCCACUGUCACCUGGUACAAGGAUGGAAAGCCGCUGGUAGUGGCUGGGAGGAUCGUGGUGUUACCAUCGACAGAUGGGAAGCGAAUGGAACUUCUCAUCAGGAGUCUCACAUCCGAAGAUGCAGGUGUAUACCAAUGCUUCGCCCAGAACCCUACGUCAUCAGCCUCAGCGUGGGCUACCCUGAACGUGACAGGAGCGGGUGCUGCAGCUCCCACAGGCGUGCAAUGUUGGCCGGCCGGCGCCAGGGCCGUCGCUGUGCGCUGGCCCAAGGUCAACGCUGAUGUCAUGGCUUAUACCGUGCAGAUUACCACGCCAGGUGGCAAUUCAUUACCCGGGCAGCCAGUUAUUGGCAUCGAGGAGAUCAUCUCUGUUGCGGAACCACUCACACCUUACGGUUUCCAGGUUCGUGCUUACAUCAAGUCAUCAUCAACGAACAAGAACGUCGCAAGUGACAUAUCUGAGAGUGUCACGUGUCAGGGACAAGGGGUACCAAUAAAACUGGCUCGCCAAGGAGACGACAUCAUAGUAUCUUGGAAGCAGUUCGCAGACCAGACUCCUGGCGUGCUGCAGUGGAUCUUGCAGUAUAAGGCGGAGAACAGCACUGAUGAGCAUAACGUCACCUUGGAUAAGGGCGUCACCAAUCAUACCAUAAAAGUACCUUCAGAAGAACCGCUGCAAGUCCGAGUGCUGGGCACGAGGCAGCUGCCGUGGCUGCACCAGAACCUGACGCUGGUGCCGUGGACGUCCACCACCAUCGCCAUUAAUGCUCCCGACGGCGGAGAGGUGACUGCGGUUCCUGAGGAUGUAGAAGUGACGAACGUUCGUCCGCGGGAGUUCACGGUGCGGUGGCGCUGCGAGGAGUCGGAGCUGUCGCUGGAGACCUACACCUACAUGGUGUGCAUCAGGAAGGUGGAUGGGAAUGAGGAGUGCAUGGAGAGUCGCAGCAAGUCAAUACGCAUAGACAAGUUGUCCCCGAGUACGGAGUACGAAGUUCGAGUCCAGGCUCGCAUACCAGCGCGGAUGGCCGUCGGAGAGUUCUCCACACCUGUACAUAUUUGGACACAGGGCGAGGGAACAGAUCGCUUCCAAGACCUGACGUACAAGAUGAUGAACACGUCCACUCUCCGUGUCUCUUGGAACAGUGUCCCUGACAAGUAUACCAUCCAGUACAGCAAUGAACUGACUCUGCCUCUCCACCAAUGGACCAGUGUUGAUACCGUGGGCAAUACCGUUUUGUUGACUGGCGUGGACCUGACCAAGGAGUUGUACGUGAUGGUGACGGGAUACGAACCUCUUGGGCGCAGCCAGAUCCUGAAGAUACCUGCACUAGUGCCUGAAGCCAAGGAUUUGCAGUACUGGUACACCCCGACGGGCGUGCAGGUGACCUGGAAGGGGCAGGGUCCACGCAUGGUGCGAUACUCGCAGAACCUCACUCAGUCGCUGGACCUCUGGCUUACCAUCAACGUCACCACUAACAGCGUACAUAUCUCAGGCCUCGAACCUGAGCAAUCAACGUACGUGAUGGUGAUACUUCCAGGGCCUAACCCUCGCAGUCAAGUGCUGACCAUUCCACCGCGGCCACCAGACCAGUCGCAAUACUAUCUGAGUAUUGGCAUUGGUUGUGGAGUGGUUCUGAUCUGCGUGCUGGCGGCUGCGGCAGUAUGCAUAUGGAGACGGAGGAAGAGGUCGCAUUCUCCUGUCAGGUCCCGCAGACGCAACCUAUCGUCAAAUGACGGCAACGAAGAAGAGGGCGCAGAAAUGAAGAACAUCGGUAACCGCCUCGCCAACGGAGGAGGAUCCAAGGACGCUGGAGAACCUCUACUCAACGGUCACGUUCAUAUUACUGAGAAUCCUAACCAGUCGAAGACGCCGAACGGUCGCAUGCGCAAGGGCCGUCGCUACGAGGCUGCGUUCGACGUGGCUCGCUACGAGGACCCCGACACCACCCUGGAGACAGUCCUCGACCCCGACACCUCCGCCUCCACCACCUUCAACCUCCUCGACACCUCCCGGAGGCCGGAGUACGAUGUGUCGCGGUCCUCCAGGGACCUCAGUGCUAACAACUCGUUCAACAAACUCCCAGACGACAACAUGAACUCCGAACUCACGCGAAGCACCGACUUCCAACUAGACAACAGCAAAAUUCUCCCCACGCUCCAACCUAACGGUUGAGAACCCCCCACCCUCCCGAUAAGCAAGAACUACACUAGGGGUAGGCGGCCCCUGAGAUCUGGUAUCCUUCGAUACCGAUUUCUCGCGUCAAUUCGAAUGGUGUGCUAUUUAUAAGUCAAGGAUUGAGAUUGUGUACAGACAAAAAUGUUUUUUUUACUAGUUGCUCGUUAGACACAGUAAAAUGGAUAUACGACUAAAAUAAGGAAGGGUAAUACUUAAAGUUUUUAAUAGAUAAUAAUGAGGCUUAAAAUAGUCCGAAUGAUACGGGUUCGCGCGAGGAUAGCUUAUCGUGUUUCGUUCCUAACGUUAGAAUUUAUUUUUAAUGAUUGUAAGGCUGAUAUUAUUUUGGUAAACAAUAGUACGGGUAAAUAAUUUAAGUGUUAAAAAUGGAUUCAGGUCGGAAGUAACUGUUGUUCAAUAGCACGUGAAGUUAUUCUCGCCUAAUCUGUUCGUAACUUCGCCGUAGUGAAGGAUCACCCUCUAAUGAUUGUUACUAUGUAUAUUAUUAUAUAACGUUUUUAUUGCCGAUUUUACGGCAACACGCACUUGUAAAUAGCGUUGUUCGUUUACGGCCUGAGAUUAAAUGCGCCCGACAAUAAUGUAGGAAUGGCGCGUACGCACGUGACCGCAGGUCUGCGCCGGCGCGCCUCCCGCCGCGCGGCCGCGGGUCGUGGAUAUAAACAGUGCCUCUUUGAAGUACACACUGGUUCAUAAGUCAUACAAAUAGAUUCACCGUUAGUGCAACAUAAUCGUACAAAAUAUAGACCAAAAUAAUUCCAAACACAUUGAAAUUCGCGUGUACAUAACAUAGAACAAAAAAUAUUUAUCCAUGUUGAAAAUAUGAUAAUUACUUUACAUAAACUACUAAAUAUUUAUUAUUUUCUGAUUAUUAUUUCACACAGUAAAUAGACAAAGCCUCAGAUGCUAGUAUUCUUCACAAUUUACAUUCCAGAUUUUGUUUUAAAUAUAUAUAUUUGUCACAUAUUUUAAUAACAAUAAUACAAAUGCACAGGUUUUUAUAUAUCACUGUUAUAGUUUGUUUUAGCAGUUUUAUGAUUCACAAAAUUCUAGAUACCUACUUAAAACCUAAGAAAUCAAGUAGAUAGAUUAAAAAAGUAAAUUUAAAGUAUAAAGUAUAUAUAUAAUGAUAAAGUAAUAAUAUAUUACAACGAACUAUAACUAUUAUAAAUUGAAAAUAGUUUAUUAAAGCACGCGUUAUCGUUAUAAAAAGUUACUAAAAAAGUUAUUGCACAUUUCCCCCUCUUUUUUUGAAACUGGAACAUGUUUAGCUUACGUUUUGCCACUGGUGGUCAUGCCACUAUUUCACAUUUAUAAAAUAUACCCAAUUAUUUUAUACGUUACAGUUAUUGCAGUUUGUUAAAAACUUAAACUGGUUUUAUUUAGCAUCAAAUACAACUGUUCUUUAACUACAAUAAUGUAAAAUAUAUAAUGUUGUUUGAAAUGUACCCACUUUCAGAUAACGUAAUGAAAGUUCCCGCCUAAUUAGCACAACUUAAAAUUCAGUUUUAUUAUUAGAAUAUAUUUAUAAUAAUAUUAAAGUGCCUAUUAUUAGCGGUAUAACCUGCAAUACUUAAUUAACUUUGCGCUUUUUAAAACAUUAUUUAUUAAUUAAAUUUAAAAAAGAAGACUGACGUGGCCAAAUGUUGUAGUGACGUAAGCUAAACGUGUUCUGCCACGGCGGACAUGUUUGUGUAAAUGUCAAAUUAUGUUCGCCGACCAUUAUUCCAUAUCACAAUUUGUAUCUACCUCAUUUUAUUCGUUUUAAGAUUAAUUUAGAUGUUAUUCGAAAAUGUUUAAUGUUGAAGAUCGAUUAAGUUUUCUUCGAUAACCCAUCGAUGAGGUUGAAUGGCACUUACUGCAUAGAUUUAGUGGUGUUUUUUUAUUUAUUUAUUAUUAGGACCGUAAGUAUUUCACUGAUAAUUUGUAAUGUAUUUUUUUAUUUUUCUUCAGUUUUUUUUUAUUUAAGGUAGUGUUAGUGGACGGUUAUUGGUCGAUGUUAUGCAGGUUAUCCUUUUAUUAGUUUAAAAAAAAUAUAUUGACAAUCUCAAGGUAGAUUACUUAAUGGUAAUGUGAUUUGAUGGUAAGACAAUAAAAAUUAACAAUAACGGAAAUAGUUAUAGGACAGAUAAUAAAGUGGUUGUUACAGAUUACAGAUGAAAAUGAAUAAACAGAUAAUCUAAUAACAUCGACCAACAAUAAGGUAUUAGAAAAGUUACGGCAGUACCUUGAAUAGCACAUUUUUGGUUUCUAUUUGUGUACAAAAAUCUUGACUGAUUUUGUUUAUCGCACUAAAAUCAGGCGCCUAUCUUCGAGUAUAAAGUAUAUAUUUAGUACCUAUUUAUAUUUCUUGAGUAAAAGCACCUAGGUACAAUUUAUUAAACGGUAAGGACUGGCGAACGUGGCGUACAUUAAGUCAAAAAAUAAAAAAGAAAUUAAAUUUGAAAAUUUUCACGAAAUUGUAUAAAUUUUUCUCUUUAAUAAUAUUAAAUUUAGGGCAUUUUUACGUCUAAAUAAAUUUAUUUUUUGACUUAUUAUGGCACCCGGUCGCCAUUGUAAAUAAUAUUAUAAAAUAUAAAAAAAACUCAGUUUAAAAUUAAAUUGAAAGGAAAACGCCGACUAUGUACCUGAAAAAAUUCAAUUACACUAAGUUAGCUAGACUUAGGUGUAGUUUUAGAUCUUUAAACAAAUCUAGAAUUUUAUCUUUGACGCUAGGUUUUGUCACAGGGUCUAAGCUUCGAUUCUGAAUAGUUUCAAUGGAGUAUGCGCUACUUUUUUCCUUGGUUUUAGCAGAAAAUUAGUGCAUCUUUUGUAUUUUUUCAACGUUUCUUCUUGGGCUCGACGUAGUGCGCUGGUUUUGUUUUUUUUUUCUAAUAUAUUACACAUGUUUUUUUUCUCCCAGUAUUGUUAUAUUGCGUGUCCGAAUUUCGCUGUUGUCUUAAAGUAUUUAAUACGUAUUACCAUUACACGACACAACUGUUCAAAAGUACCUACAGCAGUCUAAAGGACCAUUUAGAGCCAAAAAUGAAUAAAAACACAAUUUAUUUAAUCGCCUAUUUCCAUUAUAAAAUAAGUAAGUUGAAUAAAAAAGAU